Puma concolor (puma) is the source of this 5040-nucleotide messenger RNA. NCBI's taxonomy places the organism in Eukaryota, Metazoa, Chordata, Mammalia, Carnivora, Felidae. The record is from RefSeq and is a predicted model, not a curated record.
AUGGCGUCCCCAGAACCGAAGGGCCUUGUCCCCUUCACCAGGGAGUCUCUUGAACUUAUGAAACAGCAUAUUGCUAAAAAACACAAUGAGGAACAAAGAGAAGAUUUAAAGCCAAACACUGACUUGGAAGUUGGAAAAGAGCUUCCAUUUGUUUAUGGGAAUCUUCCUCAAGGAAUGGUGUCGGAGCCUUUGGAAGAUGUGGACCCCUACUACAAGAAUAAAAAUACUUUCAUAGUAUUAAAUAAAAAAAGAACAAUCUUCAGAUUCAGUGCCACUUGGUGUACAUUUUCUCCUUUCAGUUUAACUAGAAGAACAACUAUUAAGAUUUUGGUUCAUCCCUUUUUCCGACUGUUCAUAUUAAUUAGUGUCCUGAUUGACUGCAUAUUUAUGCCCAUGACUGAGUUGCCAAAAUGGGGCCCAGCAUUACAGAAUACUUUGCUUGGAAUUUACACAUUUGAAAUACUUAUAAAACUCAUUGCAAGAGGCAUCUGGGUAGAACCUUUUUAUUUCUUUGGUGAUCCAUGGAACUGGCUCGAUUUCAGUGUAACUUUGUUUGAGCAUGUAACAAGGUACUUACCUCUAAACUUCAUUCCAAUAUUUCGAAUUACAAGAAAUUUGAGAAUUUUGAAAAUUAUUCCUUUAAACCAAGGUCUGAAGUCUUUUGUAGGGAUCCUGACCCACUGCUUGAAGAAACUUACUGGUGUCAUUAUCCUAACUCUGUUUUUUCUGAGUGUAUUUUCUCUGAUUGGCAUGGGGCUCUUCAUGGGCAAUCUGAAGCAUAAGUGUUUGCGAUGGCCCCAAGAAAAUGAAACUGUAACCCUGCACAACAGAACUGAAAAUCCAUAUUAUAUUCGAGAAACAGAAAAUUUUUAUUAUUUGGAAGGAGAAAUAUAUGCUCUUCUUUGUGGCAACAGAACAGAUGCUGGUCAGUGUCCUGAAGGAUAUGUGUGUGUGAAAGCUGGCACAAAUCCUGAUUAUGGCUUCACAAAUUUUGACAGUUUUGGCUGGGCAUUACUUGCCCUGUUUCGGUUAAUGAUGCAAGAUUACCCUGAAGCACUUUACCACCAGAUCCUGUAUGCUUCUGGGAAGGUCUACAUGAUAUUUUUUGUUGUGAUAAGCUUUUGGUUUGCUUUUUACAUAGCAAGUUUAUUCUUGGGCAUACUUGCUAUGUCCUGUGAAGAAGAAAAGCAGAAAGCUGCUGAAAAAGCUGAGAAGACUGAGCCACAAUUUCAGCAGACUUUAAAAGAACUUCAAGAAGGAGACAAAGCAGCCGAGACCAAGACCACACAAAUAGAAAUGAAGAAAAGAUCACCAACUUCUAUGAUCACUUCUUUUAAUAUGUUGGAUGAUUCUACUGCUACUGUGAGACAUGAAGAAGAACUUAAAAAAUCCAGGAAGAGACGCCCAUUGUGUUUGUAUAGAUUUGCUAAAACUUUAUUGAUCUGGAAUUGUUCUCCCUGUUGGUUAAAAUUGAAAGAGUUUAUCCACAUGAUUAUAAUGGACCCAUUUACUGAUCUUGUCCUUACCAUAUGCAUAAUUCUAAAUGUGUGUUUUUUGGCCUUGGAAUGUUAUCCAAUGAGUGAAGAAACCACCAGUGUUCUCAGCAUUGGAAACCUGAUUUUUAUUGGAAUUUUCACAGCAGAAAUGAUUUUGAAAAUAAUUGCAAUGCAUCCAUAUGGGUAUUUUCAAGUAGGUUGGAACAUUUUUGAUAGCCUGAUUGUGUUCCAUGGUUUAGCAGAACUUUAUCUAGCCAAUGUUUCUGGAAUGGCUUUUUUAAAAAUAUUCAGAGUGUUGAGAAUUUUCAAGCUGGGAAAAUACUGGCCAACAUUUAGGAUUCUGAUGUUGAUUCUGAGUAACUCAUUGGUGGCCCUGAAAGGCUUGGUGCUGUUGUUGUUCACAUUCAUGUUCUUUUCUGCUGUGGUUGGCCUGAAACUGUUCGGUAGGAGUUACAAAGAAUGUGUCUGCAACAUAGACAAAGGCUGUCAACUCCCACACUGGCACAUGCAUGACUUCUUCCACUCCUUCCUGAAUGUGCUCCGAAUUCUCUGUGGAGAGUGGAUAGAGACUUUAUGGGAUUGCCUUAAGGUUGCAGGCCAAUUCGGUUGCCUUCCUUUUUACAUGAUGGUCAUUUUAAUUGGAAACUUAUUGAUAAUUUACCUGUUUCUGGCAUUGGUGAGCUCCUUUAGUUCAUACAAGGCUCCAACAAAUGAAGAGAAUGGUGAAGAACAAAAUCUCCAGAGUGCAAUGGCAAGGAUUAAGAAAGGAAUAAACUACAUGUUUCUUAAAAUAUCAUGCAAAAAACAAAACAUUUCAAAGGAGACAAUGGACAAUGUAAACAAUGUGUAUGUUAGAGAGCAUAUUUCUGACCCUACCCUUUCCGAUUUAAGCAAUACCCAAGAUUUCUUCAAGGAUAAGGAAAAAAGCAGUGGCACAGAGAAAAACACAAUGACUGAAAAUGAGAGUCAAUCACUUAUACCCAGUCCUAGUGUCUCAGAAACUGUACCAAUUGCUUCAGGAGAAUCUGAUAUAGAAAAUCUGGAUAAUAAGGAGUUUCAGAGCAAGUCAGGUGAUGGGAGCAGCAAAGAGAAGGUAAAGCAAUCUAGCUCGUCUGAAUGCAGCACAGUGGAUAUUGCUAUCUCCGAAGAAGAAACCGUCUGUGAACGUGAAAAGCCAAAGCAGCUUAAAAAUGGUUAUAGACGAAGAUCUUCACCUGGCCAAAUUAGUGGUGAAUCCAAGAAAGGAAGAAUUUGGCAGAACAUAAGGAAAACCUGCCGCAAGAUAGUGGAAAAUGGUUGUUUUAAGUGUUUCAUUGGCCUGGUCACUCUGCUCAGCACAGGUGCUCUGGCUUUUGAAGAUAUAUAUAUCGAUCAGAGAAAGACUAUUAAAAUCUUAUUAGAAUAUGCUGACAUGAUCUUCACUUACAUCUUCAUUCUGGAAAUGCUUCUAAAGUGGAUGGCAUAUGGUUUUAAAGCCUAUUUCACUGAUAGCUGGUAUAAGCUAGACUUCAUGGUUGUCAUUGUGUUUUGUCUUAGCUUAAUAGGCAAAUCUCGGGAAGAAUUCAAACCACUAAUUUCUGUUAAAUUCCUCCGGGCACUCAGAGUUCUAUCUCAAUUUGAAAGAAUGAAGGUGGUUGUGAGAGCUUUGAUAAAAACAACUUUACCUGCUUUGAAUGUGUUUCUGGUCUGCUUAAUGAUCUGGCUGGCUUUUAGCAUCAUAGGAGUGUACUUAUUUGCUGGCACGUUCUAUGAAUGCAUUGACCCAACAAGUGGAGAAAGGUUUCCUAUAUCUGAAGUCAUGAAUAAGAGUCAGUGUGAAAGCCUUAUGUUUAAUGAAUCCAUGCAAUGGGAGAAUGCAAAACUGAACUUUGAUAAUGUUGGAAAUGGUUUCCUUUCACUGCUUCAAGUAGCAACAUUUAAUGGAUGGAUCACCAUUAUGAAUUCAGCAGUUGAUUCUACUGGUGUAAAUAAGCAACCUAAUUUUGAAGACAACAUCUACAUGUCUUGUUACUUUAUCAGCUUUAUUGUUAUUGGAUUAUUUCUUCCUUUGAGUAUGCUGAUCGGUGUUAUUAUUGCUAAUUUCAACAAGCAUAAAAUAAAGCAGGGAGGCUCAAAUAUCUUUAUAACAGUGAAACAGAAGAGACAAUACCAUGCACUGAGGGGGCUGUUGCAUGAGGACUCUCAAAAAAUAAUACGUCGCCCAAGAAACAAGUUCCAAAGAUUCAUGUUUGACUUGGUAACAAGCCAAGUUUUUAAUGUCUUCAUUAUGGUUCUUAUCUGUUUCCAAGCAAUGACCAUUAUGAUACAAAGUGAUGAACAGAGUUCAGAAAUGGACACUGCUCUCUACUGGAUUACCUUAUUUCUUGUUAUGGUAUACACGGGAGAAUGUGUACUGAAGCUCAUCUCUUUUCGUUGUAACUAUUUCACCAUGGGAUGGAACAUUUUUGAUUUUAUGGUGGUUAUUUUCUCUAUUACAGGACUAUUUCUGCCUCUGAUGGUAGGAUACUACCUUGUGCCUCCUUCUGUUGUGCAACUGAUACUACUCUCACGGAUCAUCCACAUCCUACGUCCUGGGAAAGGACCAAAGGUGUUCCGUGACCUGCUACUUCCUUUGAUGCUAUCUUUCCCAGCAUUGUUGAACAUCAGUCUUCUCAUCUUUCUGGUCAUGUUUGUCUACGCCAUCUUUGGAAUGUACAAUUUUGCCUAUGUUAAAAAGGAAUUUGGAAUUAAUGAUGUGGCCAACUUUGAAACCUUUGGCAGCAGUAUGCUCUGUCUUUUCCAAGUUACAAUAUUUGCUGGCUGGGAUGGGAUGCUCAAUGCAAUUUUCAACAGUAAAUGGUCAGACUGUGAUCCUGAUAAAAUUAACCCUGGGACUCAGGUUAGAGGAGAUUGUGGUAAUCCCUUUGUUGGGAUUAUUUAUUUUGUCAGUUACAUCUUCAUAUCAUGGAUGAUCAUUGUAAACAUGUACAUUAUUGCUGUCAUGGAAUUUUUAAAUAUUGCUUCUAAGAAAAAAGCCAAGACAUUAAGUGAAGAUGAUUUUAAGAAAUUCUUUCAGGUAUGGAAGAGGUUUGACCCUGAUAGGACCCAGUACAUAGACUCUAGCAAGCUUUCAGAUCUUGCAGCUGCUCUUGACCCUCCUCUUUUUAUGGCAAAACCAAACAAGGGCCAGCUCGUUGCCAUGGAUCUUCCCAUGGCUGCUGGGGACAGAAUUCAUUGCCUUGACAUCUUACUUGCUUUAACUAAACGGGUUAUGGGUACAGAUGUGAGGAUGGAGAAAGUUAUUUCAGAGAUGGAAUCAGGGUUUGCAUUAGCCAACCCUUUUAAGAUCAUGUAUGAACCAAUUACAACUACUCUGAAACGAAAACAAGAGGCAGUCUCAGCAACCAUAAUCCAGCGUGCUUAUAAAAAUUACCGCUUGAGGCGAAAUGACAAAAAUACAUCAGACAUUCAUAUGAUAGAUGAUGACAAGGAAGUUCAAGCUACCACAGAAAAUGCUUAUUUUGACAAAGCUGAAGAAAAGUUAACUAUUCAAAGCCAAAUCUAA